Molecule: messenger RNA, 750 nt
Organism: Helianthus annuus (common sunflower)
Lineage: Eukaryota; Viridiplantae; Streptophyta; Magnoliopsida; Asterales; Asteraceae
Exons: 1
Coding region: 1-750 (249 amino acids)
Source: RefSeq, a predicted model, not a curated record
AUGGUUCAAGAUGUUUAUCUUAAUGGUGGGUGGAGUUGGCCGGUUGCUUGGAGAGAUCUUUUUCCUGUGCUUAAUCAAAUUGACCACAUCCAUACUGUCCCUAGUUCGCGAGAUAAACUCCUAUGGAAGGAUGGUAAUGAUUUGUUUGAGCAUUCGGCUUCCCAGGUGUGGCAUUCGUUUCGGCAGAGGGAUCAAGAGGUUAACUGGGUGAAGUUUAUUUGGUUCCCUCAAUGUAUUCCGAAGCAUGCUUUUUUUAUGUGGUUGGUUAUUCGUCGUAAACUCUUGACUCAAGACAAAAUCCUACAGUGGGAUAUAUCAAGAAGGAAAAAUAUGAACAUGAUGUGUUGUCUUCUUUGUUAUGCGGAUAUUGACUCUCAUGCUCAUUUGUUUUUUGAAUGUUCUUAUUCAACACAAGUUUGGAGCACGGUUCGAAACAAAGGUGGUAUGGGAAACGUUGGGUCAGAUUGGGAUUCGAUCGUCAAUUGGAUGGCUGGUAGGUCGUGCUCAAAAUCGGCGGCUAACUAUAUUAGUAGAUUGGUUCUUGCUGCGGCUACUUAUUUUAUUUGGCAGGAAAGAAACGCGAGACUUUUCAAGAACCAGACAAGACCUCCGGAUGUUUUAUGUGAUACUAUUCUUCAUACGGUUCGAUAUAAGCUUAUGGGAGUGAAGUUAAAGGACACUGUGAAGGUGAGGGAGUUGCUUCGUGCUUGGGAGAUUUAUGAUACCCGUUUGUCUGAUGAUGGCGGCUGA